CGUAAUGGGAGGAGGGGUAAGGUCGCUCAUCCGCUUGGCGGUGGAGAGCCGAAAGCUCCUCCUCGAUGAGAGGAAGGGAUCCGCACUUGUGCCUCCAGGAGAGCGCAAGAUGGUGGUGGACGAGCUGGAAGAUGAGCCCUCCCACAGUAGGGCCGAGGCGAUGGGUCACAAAGACUUGGCGGCUUCGAGGGGUGCCUCCUGUGCGAGAGAGCAGGAGGAGCAUCGUAGAGAGCCUUUGCAGCCUGAGAUCAGAGCCGACACCAAGAAAGAUGGAAGGCAGCAUGAUAACGUGCCAGUUAUGAAAAGAGAGCCAGCGAAUGAGCAUGGGGCUCAAGAGCCCCAGCCAUCACCACGUGCUCAUGUCACAGGCCGUGAAGGUCUGGAGACAUUUAGCACGACAAGCAUGGAAAGCCCUUUGCCACAGUCCAAGAUGGAAGCGGAAGCGUCCUCCAAAGGUGCUCAUCGUGGGGAGAGCGAGCUUUCUAUCCUUGGUCUCAGCAUAGUUCGAGGUCGAGAUUCGCAACUGUUUAACCAUGAAACCUCCCAAAAUCUUGAGUUUCAACUCAAUUCGUUUCGAGACAUGUUGAUGAAGGAAGUUGGAGCUCGUGAAGCGUUGGAAAGUCGGCUGGAGAGGGCCUUAGCCGGUGAAGCAAGCCGAGGCAUAUCGCUCGACGUAUCUGUGGAGAGGGCGAAAACGCUCAAGUUCUUCAGGCAGUACCUGAGUCGCAGGAUGUGCUUCCGAUGGCAGAACAGAGCAGGAAUGAUUGCCUUCCGCAAGUGGUUCAUGGAAUGGCGCAGCUCAUGCCUGCAUGACGUGCAUGCACAAUGUGAAAUCCUGAGUGGAAGGGAAGGGCAAGGGGAGGAUGCUCCUGGGGGCAGGUCGUCAGCUGAAGGCAGGGAGGCUCAGGCUGCGGCCUGCUGGUCCUCUGUGGACGAGAUGUGCUCGACUGAACCUCUUCCUCUUGCUUCUGUUUCGACCCAAACGUGGGAUGUAAGGAUGGACGAGGGCGACGAAGAUAGUUUCGAGGCACAAGGGACGGUGUCGAGGCGAGGGGAGGGAUUUUCCAAUCGCUUCCACGAUCCUGAUUUGCAGGACUCGGAAUGCCAGACGGUGGACCGUGAAGUUGUAGACGCCGAGGCUCAAACACCUCAGAGCCUGGACAGCAACUUGUCCGAGACGGUCACCCGCCAUUUGCAGCACGAAUCUUCUCAAACAGAAGCUGUGAAUGUCGCCGAUGAAUUGCACGUCAUGCACAGAGAACGUCAGACGAACACUCAGGGCACCCACGUAGAAAUUCAGACUGUGCGGAAUCACAACGACGAGAUGACGACGCAGACCGAGACUUCCGAUCUUGUCGACAUGUCUGCUCAAACAGCCCUUGUCAACAUCACCGAUCAGUCUGCUCAGACCACGACGGUACUCAACAAUGCGAUCCACACGCAGACCAUUGCGGUCGAGCAUGCGGAUGAGGACCAGAUUGACGUGGCUCGAGGACCUCUCCCUCCUCCCCGCGAAGUCUCAGAGACCUUCGCUCCUGUCGCACUGGGCGCCUCUAGUCCCUCGCUGUCGGGCGACCUCGACCUCUCCCUGAGGAGCAAGAGGGACGACAUCUCUCCCAUUGCGAGGUCAUCUGAGACGAACUUGCUCUUUGACGAGGCGGAAAGGAGCGUGACAUGGUGCGUGGAGAGGCUGCAGGAGCUGAGGAGGGAGCACCACGAGGACGCGCAUGUGAUACAAGAGAUCGAGCACGUCUUCCUCCACCUCCUCCCCGUCGCCAAGCUAACGGCUGAGGCGGGUGAGGCGGACAAGCAGCAUGCUCUCGCUGAGCCGCAGAAGCUCAACGAGUUUCUCCAUGAGGACGAGAGCAGGGGGGAGUCAGCGGCGUCGAACUACAGCACAGUGAGGAGAGAAGAUGAUGACGACAAGUUCCAAGCCAAGGAUGUGGAGGUAGACAGCUCGUCGAGCGAUGAGGAUGUCGAGAGCGGGGGAGAAGUGGAGAGUGGCGAUGAGAAGUCCGAGAUGAAGAAGAUGGUUCAACGAGUGAGAGACCUCGAGGAUGAGCUCAUGUCCAGCAAGCAAGAGUUGGAGAUGGAACGGAAGAAGAAUGCGGGCGUGGUUCGCGUCAGGGACAAUGAUGAUGAUGAGAGUGAUCGGGAAGACAUUGGUCAAGACCUUGUGAAGAAACUCCAACUCGACAUCGAAGAGAUGAACGUAAAGCUGAUUGCGAUGGCAGAGAAGAAUCGGUCUUUGAGCUCUCAGGUCGAGCGACUGGCUGAGCUGCUUCAAGAGAGCAACAGCGACUACGAGGAGCUGCUGCAGGAGCACGAGAAAGAUCUUCACAAGUCUUCCAUCGCUCUCAAUGCUGCUUUGACGGCAGCCCAGCACGUGGGCAACAUGAAGGCAGAGGCCAUGAUGCAGGAGCUGGUGAUACUGAGGCGCGAGAAGGAGAUGAAGGAAAUCUUGUCGGGACAAGAAAACAACGCAGAGGCGAUGGAGGAGCUGGAGGAGAGAGAAGCGAGGAGGGAGGAGAGGAGGAACAGGCCAGGGGGCGAAGCACUCGAUGCUCACAUGAUGUCAAGUAUGAAAGAUGAGAUCGAAAAGCUCCUUGCAAGAAGGGCCAACGACCUUCAAGCGAUCGACGAGCUACUUCAGCGACAGGCUGCCAAUCAGCUGCAGGAAGACCAACUGCGUGAGGAGAAUCGACAACUCAAGGAAGAAAUGAAGAGGCUGAGAGAGGAGCCGUCCCAGCUGCGCGAUCAGGAAACGCUUCAGACGGUUCAAGACUUGCAACAAGAGAUUGAAAGAGAAAAAGAUAUUCACUCCAACCUCAGCAAGCAGAACGCAGAGAUCGCCCAUCGCCUGCAAGUGGCGCUCAACAAGCAGAAGCAGCUUCAGAGCGACAAGGACAAGGCGGCAGAGGAGGAGGCAAAACUCGCGGCAGAGCUAGCAGGAGCACUCUGCGAGGCUCGCGGGCUGAGAGAGGAGCUAGAGGUCCUCCGGAGGAACAGCCUCCACCACCAGCAGCAGCAACAACAGCAGCAGCAGCAUGAACAGCACCUCAUGGCGGGGGAUGUAGAUCUUGACGACACUGAGGCGAUCCUGCAGCGAGGAGACGCGGAGGAGCUGGAGAUGCAGCUGAGACUGGCCGUGAGCGAGAUCAUGAGGAGGAGGGCAGAGGGAGGGGGAAGGUCUCCUGGGCCCGCCAAGGAGGAGGCAGAGCGGGGGCAUGCGGGAACUUUCAUGGACAAUUGGGAAAGCAGGAGGUUCUCAGGAGCUCUGGACGAGAUAGAGGAACAACUGGCGAGCUUGGAGGGGCAGAUCCUCUUGUCGCUGCGGGGGGAGGUUGAGGGGGUGAAGGAGCAAGUGAGGCAGAACAGACAUGCGAUGGAGAAGAAGGUGCAGGAGCUGCUGCUGGAGAACUCCCUCUGUCGUAGUCACGCCCGUCAGCUCGAGCAAAGUCUGACGAGCCCGCAUGAAGGCCGGGGGGCCGCUGGCUCGGGGCAUGCGGACUGCAGUCGUUGCGCGCGGACAAGGGAGGAAGCGGAGUAUGUGAAGGAAGCCAACGCUAAGAACAUCGAGAUGCUUACGGAGAUGCUCAACGACACGCAGAACGAGCUGGAGAAGUGGAGGACUGCAGCACUGCCGGGCAACGACAAGAUAAGGAAGAAGCUCCUUGCCGAGAGCGGCUUGUAGGCUGCUGUCAUGUAAAGUUGUACAUACAAAAAUGGGGAAGGGAGCUGUAGCUUGCUGUAAAGUGAUUAAACCAUUCAGACUGC
This is a messenger RNA of Guillardia theta CCMP2712, 3777 nucleotides long. RefSeq lists its product as hypothetical. The transcript has 18 exons. Bases 5 to 3694 code for a protein of 1229 amino acids. NCBI's taxonomy places the organism in Eukaryota, Cryptophyceae, Pyrenomonadales, Geminigeraceae. The record is from RefSeq and is a predicted model, not a curated record.